AUCCUUCCAGGCGAAUCAAGGCUACGUCGCGUCUAAACUUGGCUCUUUGUCCAAUUCUUGUAUACAAACCCCUCCUAUUUCUUUAUUUUCAAGAAGCUGGCUUCUUUUCUAGUGGCUUCUAUUUUUCACCUAGUUUAUGGUAUAAACUACAAUUCUAAGCAGCUUAGUGAAGUAGCCCAUUAGCCAUCGACACGCGUCUGCGCGUGGCUUCACCGACGACCUACCUCUUCCCGCCAUUCAUGAAUACUGCCUCACGUCAUGUCAUUCUACAACAAUGGCUCUGCGCCUCGGCGCAAUAAUCCCUUUGCAAAGCCAGGGGCCUCAUCUCCCUCUCCAGGCCCAAAUGGCAGACCUCAGUCGACGCUUCUCUCCCCCUCCACACCCACCGCAUCGUCCCCUUCUCUACACAAUAGAACACAGUCCCUUGGCACACCCAGCAUGGCAAACCUAUCUUCUGUCAAUACGCCGCGAAGUGGCCGUCGAGACUCGAAACCUUUAACGCCAUCCACAAGCACAUUUGCCCCAGCAUUCAUCAAGACGGAGGAACUGGCACGAAAUGUCGAAGCCGUCAACGGUAUUGAGGGCGAAAAUGACUUUUCUGGCAAACGCUACGUAUGGCUCAAAGAUCCAGAAGUAGCCUUUGUGCGAGGCUGGGUAGUUGACGAGCUUGACGGAGACAAGCUACUCAUCCAAGCUGAUGACGGAACGCAACGAGAAGUCGAUGCUGAAAGCGUUGAUAAAGUAAACCCUGCCAAAUUCGACAAGGCCAACGACAUGGCUGAGUUGACUCACCUCAAUGAGGCAUCUGUGGUUCACAAUCUCCGCAUGCGGUACCAGGCCGAUCUCAUCUACACGUAUUCCGGCCUUUUCUUGGUCACUGUCAACCCAUACUGUCCUCUACCCAUUUAUACGAACGAAUAUAUCAACAUGUAUAGAGGCCGCAGUCGCGAAGACACAAAGCCACACAUUUACGCCAUUGCAGAAGAGGCGUUCCGAAACUUGGUCGAAGAAGGUCGCAACCAGAGCAUUUUAGUCACCGGUGAAUCUGGUGCCGGUAAGACAGAGAACACCAAAAAGGUAAUUCAGUACCUUGCGGCUGUUGCUCAACCUGAUAGCUCCAACGGACGCCGCAGUCAGCAGGGCAACCUCUCACAGCAGAUUCUUCGUGCCAAUCCCAUUCUCGAGGCGUUCGGUAACGCGCAAACCGUUCGAAACAACAACUCGUCACGAUUCGGCAAAUUCAUCAGAAUUGAAUUUAACCGCACCGGAACAAUCACUGGCGCAUUCAUUGAUUGGUAUCUUCUUGAGAAGUCACGAGUCGUAUCCAUCAACAACCAAGAGCGAAACUAUCACAUUUUCUAUCAGCUUCUAAAGGGAGCUGACUCUCGCACUAAGCGAAAGUUUUUGCUCGACGGAUGUGGUGUGCAUGACUUCUCCUACACACGUCAAGGGCACGACACUAUCAGUGGAGUCUCCGACAAUGAAGAGUGGGAUUCACUCCUCGAGGCAUUCAAUGUUAUGGGCUUUUCAGAAGAAGACCAAUCGUCUAUUCUGAAAACUGUGGCCGCUGUCUUGCAUCUUGGUAACAUUGAAGUGAUCAAGGAGAGCCGUAGCGCCGAUCAGGCGUCCUUGACACCGGAGGCAAAGGCACAGGUUGCAAAGGUCUGUCAGCUCUUAGGAGUACCCGCAGAGCCUUUUAUUCAGGGUCUCCUCCAUCCUAAGGUCAAGGCUGGUAGAGAAUGGGUUGUUAAAGUACAGACCCCUGACCAAGUUAGGCUGGCUCUGGAUGCUCUCUCGAAGGGUAUUUACGAGCGACAGUUUGGUAACCUGGUAACGAGAAUCAAUCACCAGCUGGAUCGCAACGGCAUGGGCUCUGAUGACUCUCAGUUUAUUGGUGUUCUCGAUAUUGCCGGUUUCGAAAUCUUUGAAACCAACAGCUUUGAGCAAUUGUGCAUCAACUACACCAAUGAGAAGCUCCAGCAAUUCUUCAAUCAUCAUAUGUUUGUUCUUGAGCAAGAAGAGUACGCCCGUGAGCAAAUUGAGUGGCAGUUCAUUGAUUUUGGCCGCGACUUGCAGCCUACCAUCGACCUCAUUGAACUAUCCAACCCAAUUGGUAUCUUCUCCUGCCUCGAUGAAGACUGCGUCAUGCCCAAGGCUACCGACAAAUCUUUCACCGAGAAGCUCAACUCUCUUUGGGAGAAGAAGACCCCCAAGUACCGCCCAUCUCGCUUAGGACAGGGCUUUAUUCUGACUCACUAUGCCGCCGAAGUUGAAUACUCUACUGACAACUGGCUUGAGAAGAACAAGGACCCUCUCAAUGACAACAUCACUCGCCUUCUAUCAUCAUCCCGGGAUGCUCACAUAGCAGACCUGUUCGCAGAUUGCGCCGAUCCUGAUGACGAAAUUGGAGGUGGCCGCAACCGUGUCAAGAAAGGCCUCUUCAGAACCGUCGCUCAACGCCAUAAAGAGCAGCUACACAGCUUGAUGUCGCAACUUCACUCUACGCAUCCUCACUUCGUGCGUUGUAUCCUUCCUAAUCACAAAAAGAAACCAAAGAUGUUCAGCAAUCUGCUUGUUCUGGACCAGUUGCGCUGCAAUGGUGUGUUGGAAGGAAUUCGAAUCGCUCGAACUGGCUUCCCCAACAGACUUUCGUUCAGUGAAUUCCGUCAACGAUACGAAGUUCUCUGCUCAAACAUGCCAAAGGGCUACGUUGAAGGCCAAGCUACAGCUGCACUUAUGUUGGAAAAGCUCGGCCUAGACAAGGCACUCUACAGAGUCGGUAUUACAAAGGUUUUCUUCCGUGCUGGAGUCCUUGCAGAGCUUGAAGAACAGCGCGACGCUCUGAUCACGCAGAUAAUGUCACGUUUCCAGUCCGUUGCUCGAGGCUACGUUCAGCGUCGUGCCGCCUACAAGCGACUCUUCCGAACUGAAGCAACACGAAUUAUUCAGAAGAAUUUCAAUGUUUAUUUGGAUUUGGUACAAAAUCCAUGGUGGCAACUCACAGUCAAGAUGAAGCCUUUACUUGGAGCUACAAGAACUGCGACUGAAGUCAAGAAACGAGAUGUCAUGAUUCAGCAACUCCAUGAAAAGAUGCAAGUCGAGCUUGGACACCGACAAAAGCUAGAAGACGAUCGCCGAAAUGCCCACGGCGAAUUGAUGCGAAUUCAAAAGACUCUAGAAAGUGAGCGAGCCCUUGCUCUAGACAAGGAAGAGAUCUUCAAGCGCCUGCGCCUUCGCGAAACAGAGCUUGAAGAGAAGCUUGCAGGAGCCAUUGAAGAUCAAGAGCGACUUGAAGAUGAACUGGAUGACAUGAUGCAAGCGCGUGAUCGUGCACAGGCUGAUAUGGAGAAACACCGUGGUCAGCUUGAGCAAGCGGUCAGCAUCGUUGCGAAGCUCGAAGAUGAGAAGAAGAAACUGGCUGGCCGAGCAGCAGAGCUUGAGAGCUCCCUAAGCGAUGUCACCCAGCGCCAAUCGCAACGGUCAGAGCAGGAGGCAGCUUUGGAACAAGAAAUCAAGAUGCUGCAAAGCCAGCUCUCCCUCAAAGAGAGGAAGGCGCAAGAUCUCGAAGCUAAGCUUCUCCAGGUCGAUCAGGACGUCCAAAUCAAGCUUCACAACACCCAAAAAGAACUUGAUGUUGUUAAGUCUCGUGAGGCCCGCUUCGCAAAGGAGAAUGCCGACAUUCAGCACCAACUUUCUCAAUUAUCCAAGACUUCCACAGAUUAUGAAGAUCUCGUUCGUAACAAGGAGAGCGAGCUGGCGCUCCUCCGGGGCGAUAAACGACAGUUCGAGGCUGAACGCCGAGGCUUCGAAAACCAAAAGAAGGCUCUUACAGACGACCUUGAAAAGGCAGCAGCUCGAUUCCGAGAAGUGCAAGCUCAGUUGGUUGCUAUGAAGUCAAAGCAGAGUCAGCUCGAGCGUGAGGCAGUAGAUGCCAAGGCGCUCCUGGAAACCCGCCUUUCUGAGGACGCUCAAGCGAAUAAGAACCGUCAACAGCUAGAGUUGCAGAUGAAGGAUCUGAAGGAGGAGCUGUACAAGUGCCAGAUGGAUCUCAGCCGUGAGCGACAAUCUCGAGACGACGUGCUGUUGCUCGGAGAGCACAAGUAUGGUGCGCUUAAGGACGAGUUUGAAAACGUAAACGAGUCCAAGAUCAUCAUUGAAAAGGAGCUUUAUGUUCAACAAGAUGCUCUGCGUCGACACAUGGAGACCCGCAAGGUUGUCGAAAAAGAACGCGACGAUGCUCGCGAGGAGAUUCGCCGGCUGCGUGCUUCCAAGGCUGAGACAGAGCAAGCACGACUCAACGCUGAGGCCAAGCAACAGCACCAAGUUUCUAAAGCAGCUCGUGAGCGUGAAGCCAGCCUUCACCGUGAUCUUGAUGCUGCCCAGAGCCGACUAGACUGGUGUGAAAGCGAGCGUAUCAAGCUGGGCCGCCAAGUCGAGGAGUUGAACAAGAUGAUGGCACAGUCUGGUGACUUUGGUCUCAAGAACGACCAGGCAAAAGAGCGCAUGGAGCGCGAGCUUCAAACCGUCAAGAGCCGCCUCACUGCAUCUGAAAACGAUAAUCGUGCGCUCUUGAACAAGCUUCAACAGAAGGGUUUGGAAGUUGCUCGAUCCACCAGUAGAGCGACCGAGAGUACUCGUGGACAGCUCACAUCAAUGCAGCGAGACAAAUCCAGACUCGAGGAGCAAAAUGCAAACUUGCACAAGCAGCUUGGCGAUGCUCAGGUGAUGAUCACUUCAUUAGAAAAGAAGACGGAGAAACUAUCCUUGGACUUGGAGGACUUGAACCACGAAGUCGCCAGGGAGGUGAAGACGAGCCGAAAUGCCGAAAAGGCAUCAUCCAACUUCACUGUACAGCUUGGAGAGGCGAACCGCGCUCUCGAUUCCGAGCGCCAGCUGCGCACGCAGACGCAAGCCACCGUCCGUACAUUGCAAGCAUCCCUGGAUUCACGGAACAAGGAGCUUGAUGAUAUGCAUGAUCACAUGCUCAAGGUUCUUAAAACCGUUGACCCAGACACCAAGCCGCCUAUUCAGUCCGAUGGAGCUGCUGACCGUGGCAUGAUUAGAAACUUUGAUCUGGUCCGCAAGAUUGAAGAGCUUCAGCAGAAUCUUCGUGUGCAGACUGCGGCUAGGUCGAAUGCGGAGAGCCAAUUGACAGACCUUCGUGCGGAACGCCAUGAAUCGCCGAGCCGACCUCGACUGGAGGAGAUUCACCUUAAUGAAGCACCAUUCAACACGUCGCCGACUCAGAAGAGACAGCAAAAGCCAACAACGAUGCAGGCUGUCAGACGCCUGUCAAACAACACUCCUGUCACUCCAACUCGACGCGCGAUUCUUGACGCUGCCAACGACUCUACCCGUUCUGACAAGAUGGCUGACUCGGCGGUUGUAACCAAGGGUUCUGACCAUAGAACUGAGAUCGAAGAGCUGCAGAACCAGCUGCAGCUCGCUCAAAUGCACAACAGACAUCUUCAAAGCCAGAUCGAUCGCGGCACGCCUGGCCCAGACACAGUCUCAGACUUGAGCCCAGCGGCUAGACGAGUGCAAAAGCUGGAAAAGGUCAAUAGCCGCUUGCAUGAAUUGUUGGAUGACUCCACCAAGAAGGUAUCCGCGCUAGAGAAGACCAUUCGAACUGGAGAACUCUCUGUCCGUGAUAUCCAGGCCCGCUCCCAUGAGGAGCUCCUUGAUGCAUUCAACAGUCAGGAAGCAUCGCGUCGAUCACUCCUAAACCGCCAUAAAGAUGCAGUCUCUGAGCUGACUGAGGUUAAGGGCAGCUUUGAUAAGAUGCGACACGAACGCGCUAAGAUGGAAGUUGACCUGCGGGACCGCACAUCGGACUUGCGUGAGAUGACUAUGGCACGCGAGCAAGAAGCGCAGAGCCGUAGCCAGCUCCUCCAAGACUUCACCGACAUGCAAAUCCGUCUCGAUGCUGAAACAUCUAAGCUGAGCGAUGUGACAUCCAGUCUGGAGAUGUAUAAAACUCGCGCAGAUGAAUACUUUGGCAAGCUUGAACAGGCAGAAAUUGCCGUCCUCAAGGCUAGCCGCGCCGAGCAGUUUGCUAAAUCUCACGCCAAGGAAACUGAGGAUGCUCACGCUGAGAUGAUAGCUGAGCGCCAGAAGACUGAAAGCCAAAUGGAGGAUGCGCAACGCCAGAACCAGCGCCUCGAGGAAAAGCUUGAAGACCUUUCUACCGAUCUCGAAGCCGCCCUUCAGGCUAAGAAGCGCCUGCAGCAUGAGCUGGAGGAUUACCGUCACCAGCGUGCCAACGACAUCGAGGACACUGAAUCCAGCAUGGAGCAAACUCGCAAGAAGUACCAAGCUGAGUUUGCCACGCUCACUAAGGAGCUGGAUCUUGCCCGAGAAGAGCAGCUGUACAAGCAGACCGAGAUUGCUCGCCUCCGUGAAGAACUUGAUGAGCUACGAUCCAAGUGGGAUGACGAAGUGCUCAACAGCUCUACUUGGUCCAAGGAGAAGUCUCGACUUGAAACCACGCUCGCUGAUGUCUCUGCCUCUCGUGAGGAGGCAGCAAACGCCCAUAGCGAAGCUCAAUCCAAGGUUGUAUCCCUGCUUUCUCAGGUGCGCAGCCUACGAACCAAUGUCGACGACAUCACGGCUGAGAGAGACUUGCUCGUCCGCGAGAAGCGCAGUAUCGAGAGCCGCUUGGAGGAGGCCAAGGCAGGUCUUGACGAGCUUGUUCGCGACGGCAGCCCAUCACUCCGUGAUGCUGCUACUGCAGACAAGGAGCUUUUGGAGCUUCGUUCCAGCUUGGCCAAGCAAGAGGAUGUCGCCGCUGCGGCUGUCGAGAAGAUGCGCCGUGCAGAUAUGAUGGUCAACGAAAUCCAAAAGGAAAUUGCCGCUGAGCGAGACAACAGCGCCAAGAUCCACAGCCAAAAGCUGGUCCUUGAGCGAUCGCUGAACGAAGCGCAGCUCAAGGUUGUUGAUCUCGAGACCAAGGGCUUCUCUAGCGCCAGCCAGGACAUCAAGUUCCUCCAUAAGAGAAUCCAAGAGCUCGAGUCCCAGGUAGAGACCCACGAACGAGAACGAUCCAAGUCCCAGAGAUCGGAGCGCAACGUCGACCGUGCCGUCAACGAUCUCCAAAGCCAAAUCGAGCGCAAGGAUAAGCAAAACGCGCAGCUUUCGGACGAUGUGAACAGAAUGCGCGACAAGGUCGACAAGCUUCUCAAGACCAUCGACGAGCUGCAGGCGUCCGAGUCGACACAUCAACUGUCGACGCGCCGCGCGGAGCGAGAGCUCCGGGAGGAGAAGGAGAGAACACUACGACUGGAGCGGGAGAUUGAUAGCGUCAAAAACCUCGGUAGCGCCGUAGGUAGCCUACGGAGCCGCGCCAUGUCGCCGUGGAAGACGACAGAGACGGAGGACUUUGCAGCUUUGGCGAGAGAGAUGAGCCUCAACAGAGCGCCCAGCAUGACUAAGGGAUUCCUGUAAAGGGUGCGAUGCUGGCGGCGUUUUAAGUGAGGGAUGUUUAAUGGGGAUUAUGUUGUUAUGUGUAUGGCUUUCCUGAUUUUAUGCUGGUACAUAUGGUUAAUGAUUUGUAUAUUAUUGCAUUGUUAAUAUUGAAUUUGUUUGGC
Molecule: messenger RNA, 7586 nt
Organism: [Torrubiella] hemipterigena
Lineage: Eukaryota; Fungi; Ascomycota; Sordariomycetes; Hypocreales; Clavicipitaceae
Source: the annotation of a GenBank genome assembly